Messenger RNA from Phytomonas sp. Hart1, 1833 nucleotides. The record is from the annotation of a GenBank genome assembly. NCBI's taxonomy places the organism in Eukaryota, Euglenozoa, Kinetoplastea, Trypanosomatida, Trypanosomatidae.
AUGGCACGGGAUGCACACCCCUUUGAGGCGGAACGGCGGCUCGGCGCGGUAAAGGCGGUUUCCGGCCCCGUCGUCAUCGCGGAGCGGAUGAGCGGGAGCGCGAUGUACGAACUCGUGCAGGUGGGUUCAUUUCGUCUCGUAGGGGAGAUCAUCCGUUUAGACGGCGAUACCGCGACGAUUCAGGUUUACGAGGAAACCGGUGGGCUGACGGUUGGUGAUCCGGUCUACUGCACAGGCAAGCCGCUUUCGCUUGAGCUCGGCCCGGGCAUUAUGUCGGAGAUCUUUGACGGCAUCCAGCGCCCGCUCGAGACGAUCUACCAACAAUCACGGGAUAUUUUCAUCCCGAAAGGAGUCCAGGUGCCCUCGUUGGAUCCCACGAAGCAGUGGGAUUUCACCCCCCGCGUGCGGGUGGGGGACCUCGUGACCGGAGGAGAUAUCCUCGGCUCUGUCGUUGAGAAUUCAUUAAUGCAGAACCACUCGAUUAUGGUCCCGCCGAACUACAAAGGGCGGGUGGUUUCGGUGGAGCCAGCAGGAAAUUACACCCUGGAGGAUGACAUCGUGGAGAUCGAGCAUAAUGGAAAGACGCGAAGUUUGCGGUUGAUGCAUCGAUGGCCGGUGCGGAUGCCGCGCCCGGUAGCUUUCAAGGAGUCUGGAAAUCACCCUCUUCUUACCGGGCAGCGCGUUUUGGAUGCGCUUUUUCCGACGGUUCAGGGCGGCACCUGCGCGAUCCCUGGCGCCUUUGGAUGCGGAAAGACCGUCAUCAGCCAGGCCCUUUCCAAGUACUCCAACUCCGACUGUGUGAUUUAUGUCGGCUGCGGGGAGCGUGGGAAUGAGAUGGCCGAAGUUUUGAUGGAUUUUCCUGCGCUCACGACUUUCAUCGACGGGCGGUGGGACUCGAUCAUGAAGCGGACGUGUUUGGUGGCGAAUACGUCGAAUAUGCCUGUGGCGGCGCGGGAGGCCUCCAUUUACACCGGCAUCACCCUCGCGGAGUAUUACCGGGAUAUGGGCAAACACAUCGCGAUGAUGGCGGAUUCGACUUCGCGUUGGGCUGAGGCGCUGCGGGAGAUCUCCGGUCGCCUCGCGGAGAUGCCGGCAGACGGAGGGUACCCUGCGUAUUUGGGCGCCCGCCUCGCCUCGUUUUACGAGCGCGCGGGGUGGGUCACCUGCAUCGGCGGGCCGAAACGGCAGGGAUCGGUGACCAUUGUCGGCGCGGUCUCCCCGCCUGGGGGCGACUUUUCGGAUCCGGUCACCUCCGCGACGCUGGGGAUUGUGCAAGUUUUCUGGGGCCUCGAGAAGCGCCUGGCCCAGCGGAAGCACUUCCCGUCGAUUAACUGGCUUAUCUCGUAUUCGAAAUAUCUUAAUGCCCUGGAACCCUUCUUCAACACCUUCGACUCGGACUACAUGCACCUGCGGGCGGUGAUAUCGGAGAUCCUUCAGCGGGAGGAAGAACUGCAUGAGAUCGUCCAACUUGUGGGAAGGGAUUCACUAUCCGAGUCGGACAAGGUCAUUCUUGAGGUCUCCAAGAUUAUUCGUGAGGAGUUCCUGCAGCAGAACGCUUUCACCGCUUAUGAUAAGUUCUGUCCACUUUACAAAACCUGCUGGAUGCUGCGGAACAUUGUCACCUUUUACGAGGAGGCACAACGUGUUAUUUUGGAGUCGGCUCUGGAUAAUAAGAUUACCUGGAAUUACAUUCGUGAGAAGAUUCCGACCGUGUACACAAGACUCACUGAAAUGAAGUUUCGGGAUCCUUCUGAAGGAGAGUCAAACAAUAUUGAGUACUUUAAAAGACAAAACAAGGACAUUUUGAAUGCUUUUGCUUCACUUUUGCAGUAA